Penicillium egyptiacum is the source of this 306-nucleotide messenger RNA. NCBI's taxonomy places the organism in Eukaryota, Fungi, Ascomycota, Eurotiomycetes, Eurotiales, Aspergillaceae. The record is from the annotation of a GenBank genome assembly.
AUGGAUGAGUUACUCGCCCCUAUACAGGAUGUCAUUGAAGGCCAAAUCGACUUCCACGGCCAACGUCUAGCAGAGCUACUGUCGACCGUCUUGCUGGUUAUCUCGGGGGCCGCCAGCUUCGUCAUCGGAUACAUCUACAAGGACAUCCACCUUACAUUAUGGACUGGUUUGGCAGGCACACUGUUUACAGCUUUCGUCGUCGUCCCGCCCUGGCCGGUAUACAACCGCAACCCAGAGAAGUGGCUGGGCUCAACAAGCACGAGAGCAGCUCCAGGUAUAACUGUGGACGGGGUGAAGGUGCAAUAA